Messenger RNA from Humulus lupulus (European hop), 2272 nucleotides. Its product is annotated as sodium/calcium exchanger NCL-like. Gene Ontology annotation, biological process: calcium ion transmembrane transport; intracellular calcium ion homeostasis. The transcript is spliced from 7 exons. The coding region runs from base 140 to 1879 and encodes 579 amino acids. Gene Ontology annotation, molecular function: calcium:proton antiporter activity; calcium ion binding. Lineage: Eukaryota; Viridiplantae; Streptophyta; Magnoliopsida; Rosales; Cannabaceae. Gene Ontology annotation, cellular component: membrane. The record is from RefSeq and is a predicted model, not a curated record.
ACCACUCCAUCAACACGUUUCAGACGCUGAUAAACCUCUCUCUCUCUCUCUCCUCACUUUCUCUCUCUAUAAGAAGCCAUAACCAACCAAUCUCAUUUCUCUCACACAAAUCUAUGUAUAUGAACUUUUAGCUCAAGCCAUGUUUAACAAGGCACAGUCUUUCGUCUUCUUGUUCUCCUUGUUCCUGAUCCUCUGCGGUCCAGUUCACUGCAGCCGCGUAAUCAGCGACCAAUCGGUUGUUGAUCUGGUAUCGGAUGGGGUCGAUUUCAGAGAGAAGGAGCCAUCUUAUCUCCGACUCAAUAAUCCCUUAACGUCGUCGUUUUCAGCCGCGGAGGCCGAGUCUACCUGCGAGCAGUCCUACGGUUUCUUACCCUGCACCACCACCGCUCUCGGUAAUCUCUUUCUGAUACUCGUCUAUGGCUUUCUUAUGUUCACUUCCGCCACCUACCUCUCCAAUGGCAGUGAGCUUUUGCUUGAGAUCCUCGGCCCUGGCCUCAUCGGCGGCUUGUUCCUCCCCAUACUCGGCGCUCUCCCCGACGCCAUGCUUAUUCUUGUAUCUGGACUUUCUGGAACUACGGAAGUUGCCCAAAGUCAGGUUUCUGUUGGAAUGGGAUUGCUAGCAGGGUCGACUGUAAUGCUCCUUACUGUAAUAUGGGGUACCUGCAUUGUUGUUGGCAAGUGUGAUAUUGAGAAUUCGGUUGCAAAAGAUUCAACUGAUACGAAAGGGUUUAGCUUGACUGGUUCUGGAGUUAGCACAGAUAUUUGGACUAGCUAUGCGGCUAUGAUUAUGGCCGUAUCUGUUAUCCCAUUUCUUAUUGUUCAACUACCUCAACUUCUAAGUUCUACCUCCGGAAGACAUUUAGCUGUGUUGAUUGGGCUUAUUGCCUCAGUGUUGCUAUUGAUUUCUUAUUGCUUGUAUCAGGUUUUCCAGCCUUGGAUACAGAGGAGGCGAUUAGAUUAUGCUAAGCAUAAGCAUGUUAUAUCAGGAAUCUUGAAACAUUUAAAGACGAGUAGAAGGCUCCUUACUGAAGAUGGUGAACCCGAUGUAGAUGUUAUAUCAAAGUUAUUUGACAAAAUUGAUGCGGACAAUGAUGGUGAGCUUUCUACUUCUGAAAUAAGAGCGUUGAUUAUUGGAAUUAAUUUCGAUGAGAUAGACUUAGACAGUGAUGAAGCUGCGAACAAAGUGAUGGCUGAUUUUGAUACAUCCAACAAUAGCCGAGUUGAUAAGAAAGAAUUUAUAAAUGGUAUUUCUAGAUGGCUUAAUGAGGCAAACCAGACAAAGCGAUCAGGGAACGCCUCUUCUGACCCUUUAGAUGAAUUCCACGAGCAAACAAAGAAAGAUCUUUUGGGAGGCCACGAUCAAAGUGAUGAGGUCCUAGAAGGUGUUGAGAAUGCUAAAAUUAUAAUAGUGAAAGCAGUGUUGUAUUUGUUGCUGGGAACUGCGAUUGCAGCAGCUUUUGCGGAUCCCUUGGUGGACGCUGUCGAUAACUUCUCAAGUGCUACAAGCAUUCCCAAGUUUUUCAUCUCAUUCAUUGCACUACCUCUGGCUACCAACUCCAGCGAGGCUGUAUCCGCAAUAAUAUUCGCUACAAGGAAGAAGAAAAGAACUUCCUCCUUGACAUUUUCAGCGAUAUAUGGGGCGGUCACGAUGAACAAUGUACUUUGCCUAUCGGUUUUCUUGGCCCUCGUCUACGUCAGAGGACUAACAUGGGACUUCUCAUCUGAAGUUCUCAUCAUUUUCAUAGUUUGUACUAUCAUGGGUCUGUUUGGCAGCCUCCAAACCACUUUCCCUCUGUGGAUGGCGUCAAUCGCAUUCCUGCUCUAUCCAUUCUCACUUGCUCUGGUUUAUGUUCUGGAUUACUUCUUCGGCUGGUCAUAGACUCUUAUUAUGUACGAGUUAUGUUGGCAUACAUGAGGGUAACUCUUCCUUUUUUUGUAUUCAGAUCAGAACACCCUCUUUUCCCAUUUGGAGUCAUUUGUAUGAUUAGUGUUUUGAGACUUGAAACUAUGUAUGUGAAUCUUACUGCAUCAUAUGAUUGGAGCAGCUACUACCUCAUCAAAUUUUCUAAUAUAUUUAUAGUAGUAGUAAUGGUGAGGUGUCAUUUCCUUUUCCAUUUUAGUUAUGCUCUCUCUUUUAAUAGUGUCUUUUGUGUCAAUGUAUUAGUCAAUAAAAUUGCUUGGCAGAGUUAUAAAAUGUAAGGAUUCCCAUGUCAAAACAAAAAGAAAUUGGGGGCAUUAAUAUAUUUAUUAGAAUUUUAGGCGGCUUUCUUCA